Messenger RNA from Ictidomys tridecemlineatus (thirteen-lined ground squirrel), 740 nucleotides. The record is from RefSeq and is a predicted model, not a curated record. Lineage: Eukaryota; Metazoa; Chordata; Mammalia; Rodentia; Sciuridae.
GCUGAAGACAGACUCUGUCCUCGACCCCUCUCUGUGGGCGGACUCAGACGCAUCAAUAGACUUUGGAGCCGCGUCACUUAGGAAUCCCGUGGGUAGCCAGAGCUAUCACCCGUACACAGUGUUCUUUCCAGCUUACAGGAGACACUGACUCUAUCAAAGAAAAUACUUCUGGAUGGCUUCCAGUCACCCGGUCCCAGUAACAAGAGGCAAGACACAGAGCUGUCAGCCAGUCCGGAGUCCCCUCCAGAGCAUUUGGAAGGACCCGUCUUCCGCCAGAAGUGAACCCAACACACGCAGAGCCAAGCAUGAGGCUGGGGAUUCUCCUGCUCAUCAUGUUCGCCUGUGGGGCUGCGGUGCUUCUGCCCGUGCUGGGAAGCUUCAGGAACAAAGAGGUUGAAGAAAAAGAAACGGAACAGUGCUGGGUGCAGCCGCCAUCAAAGUACUGUGAGAAAAGGUGCACGAAGUCCCUGAGCUGCUUAAUUCCAAAUCACACGUGCUGCUGGACUUACUGUGGAAACAUCUGCCUGGACAAUGAAGAACCCAUGAAAACCAUGCUAAACCCCUAGGUUCUGUGUGACCCGCCCCAGGCGUGGGCUGCAGGAUGGCUGUGUGGUCUGGGAGAACGCUGCCUGGUGGGACACGUGCUUGCUUCAGCUGAGGAUCUUGCUGGAAUCUCCUCGAUCUCUACAUCCUGCAAAGGUUCAAGGUUUUUCCCAAAUAAACUAAUACAUCAAUCAUAA